Messenger RNA from Lodderomyces orthopsilosis Co 90-125, 1899 nucleotides. RefSeq names its product MRX complex nuclease subunit (gene MRE11). Gene Ontology annotation, biological process: double-strand break repair via homologous recombination; double-strand break repair via nonhomologous end joining; meiotic DNA double-strand break formation. NCBI's taxonomy places the organism in Eukaryota, Fungi, Ascomycota, Pichiomycetes, Serinales, Debaryomycetaceae. The record is from RefSeq and is a predicted model, not a curated record. Gene Ontology annotation, cellular component: Mre11 complex; nucleus. Gene Ontology annotation, molecular function: manganese ion binding; DNA endonuclease activity; 3'-5'-DNA exonuclease activity. Bases 1 to 1899 code for a protein of 632 amino acids. The transcript has a single exon.
AUGCCUUUGGUUGGUCGUAUUAAGAAUGGUCCUGAUACUAUUAGAAUCCUUUUAACUACAGAUAACCAUGUUGGGUGUUUUGAGAAUGAUCCUAUAAGAGGUAAUGACGGGUGGAAGACUUUUGAUGAGAUUACUCAGAUUGCCAAAGAUCAGGACGUGGACAUGUUAGUACAAGGGGGUGAUUUAUUUCAUAUCAAUAAACCCACAAAGAAGUCAAUGUAUUACGUUAUGAAGUCAUUGAGAUCCAAUUGUAUGGGAAGCAAAGCGUGUCAGUUGGAAUUAUUAAGUGAUCCAUCUACAACAAUGUUUAACGGAGUUGAUGAGGUGAACUAUGAGGAUCCCAAUUUGAACAUAUCGAUACCAGUGUUUGCUAUUAGUGGUAACCAUGAUGAUGCAACUGGGGAUGGAUUGCUACUGGCUCUCGAUGUUUUGGCUGUUUCGGGACUAGUCAACUAUUUUGGAAAAGUAAAGGAUUGCGAAUCAAUAACCGUGAAGCCUAUAUUAUUUGAAAAGGGGGGUACAAAACUAGCGUUAUAUGGCAUGUCUAAUGUUCGAGAUGAGAGGUUACAUCGACUUUUCCGAGAUGGAAAGGUAAAAUUUGAAAGACCUGGGGUAGAUACAGACCAGUGGUUCAAUUUCCUUGUAAUUCAUCAGAACCACGCAAUGCACACUUUUAAUUCAUGUAUACCGGAAAACUUUUUGCCUCAUUUCCUCGAUUUCGUACUCUGGGGUCAUGAGCAUGAAUGUAUUCCGUAUCCAGUACACAAUCCAGAAACGUCUUUUGAUGUACUACAGGCAGGGUCGUCCAUCGCGACAUCACUAUCAGAAGGAGAAAGCCCUGACAAGAAGGUAUUUAUAAUGAACAUAAAAGGCCGUGAUUACUCUUUGGAACCAAUUGAGUUGAAAACAGUGAGACCUUUUGUGUUGAGGGAGAUUGUGCUACAGAAGACUGAUUUGGUCCCCGGUACUGCAUCAAAAGCGGACGUCAUUGCAUUUUUAACAAACGAAGUUGAGAAAGCAAUUGAGGUAGCAAAAAACACAUAUUUACUAAGCCAUCCGGAGUUGACUGCCUCCAAUGGCGGAGAUCACAACGACGACACACAAAAUAUCCCCUUACCAUUGAUUCGACUUAGGGUAGAGUACAGCGGAGGUUUUGAGAUUGAAAACGUUCGAAGGUUCUCAAACCAAUUUGUGGGAAGGAUAGCAAAUGUGAAUGAUGUUGUUCAAUUUUAUAAAAAGAAAACACAACAACAACCUGAAAUAUUGAGGAAAAAGACUAAAUUCAGUGAUGAUAUGGUCGAUGAAAGUUUGAGUGAGAAAAACACCACCGAGUUAGCUCUUCAAGAUAUUGUGAGUGAUUUUUUAAAGCAAACUCAAUUGACAUUAAUCCCUGAAGCCGGAUUGAACGAGGCUGUGAAGAAAUAUGUUGAUAACGACGACAAAUAUAGCCUAAAUCAAUAUAUUAAUUCAGAGAUCAAAAAGGAGACAAAGAUGUUGCUUGGUGUGGAUAUUGAUGAUCAAGAGUUUCAUGGUAUUGAAGAUGAAAAACACACAAGAAAUGUAUUUAAGCAGAUCCUUUUACAAUUGAAGGAAGGAACGUACACGCAGAUGAAUUUGGACGCUGAGACUGCAGCAAAGGGUUCUAAAACGAAAGGUAAAACCAAUCGCAAGACCGCUUCAAAGAGCAACGAAAUUGUUUUGCACGCCAGUGAUUCCGAGAAUGUUCUACAUAAUUCGUCUGCUUCAAGAUCAUCGCAUGCUAGGUCAGUUCCACAUCCAGUCACGUAUGCCGAGGAUGAAAAUGAGAUCCUCACCAGUGAAGAAGAAUACGACCCUGAGCCGGUGAAAACAAGAGGUACAAGAGGAGGCAGACAAGGAAAGGGAAGAAAUGGAAUGUAG